Messenger RNA from Monodelphis domestica (gray short-tailed opossum), 5865 nucleotides. RefSeq names its product RAB3B, member RAS oncogene family (gene RAB3B). Lineage: Eukaryota; Metazoa; Chordata; Mammalia; Didelphimorphia; Didelphidae. Gene Ontology annotation, molecular function: GTPase activity; GTP binding. The record is from RefSeq and is a predicted model, not a curated record.
GGGGUUAGGCACUCAGCUGCUGACCAGUCCCAGCUGCAGCCCCAGCCCCUUCCCUUCCGAGCCGGUCCGGAGAGCCAGAGCUGGGCGCUCGGGGUCCGCGGGAAAACGAGCUUCUGCCGCCGCCAGAGCCAGAGUUCCCUCGGGGACCAAGCGGGUUCUCUCGGGUCCGUCCAAGGCCACCAGGGCUGCAGCCGCCGCCGCCUUCUUCCUUACCCAGCGCUGCCAGUCGUUCGGUCCCAUCCGUCCAGCUCCUCAGAGGUGCCGGCCCCCAGCUCCCCGCCCACCCGGAGCCUUGACCUCGAAAGCAGCGUCCCGAGCCACCACCACCCUCAGCUGAGAUGGCUUCAGUAACAGAAGGAGGAAAAGCCGCGGGCAAAGAUGCUUCAGACCAAAACUUUGACUACAUGUUCAAAUUGCUCAUCAUUGGCAAUAGCAGCGUUGGGAAGACUUCUUUCCUCUUCCGAUAUGCUGAUGACACCUUCACGCCAGCCUUCGUCAGCACGGUGGGCAUUGAUUUCAAGGUGAAGACGGUUUACCGCAAUGAGAAGAGAGUCAAACUCCAGAUCUGGGACACAGCUGGCCAGGAAAGGUACCGGACCAUCACCACUGCCUAUUACCGGGGUGCCAUGGGCUUCAUCCUCAUGUAUGACAUCGCCAAUGAAGAGUCCUUCAAUGCUGUCCAGGACUGGGCCACCCAGAUCAAGACCUACUCCUGGGACAAUGCCCAAGUCAUCCUGGUGGGGAACAAGUGUGACAUGGAGGAUGAGAGGGUUGUGCCCACCGAGAAGGGGAAGUUCCUUGCUGAGCAGCUUGGGUUUGACUUCUUUGAAGCCAGUGCCAAGGAGAACAUUUGUGUCAGGCAAGUCUUUGAAAGACUGGUGGAUGUUAUCUGUGACAAGAUGUCGGAGACCCUGGAUACAGACCCUGCUGUGGCCAGUGGAGCCAAGACCACGCGCCUCACAGAUACCCCACCUCUCCUCCAGCCCAACUGCUCCUGCUAGGCCCAGCAGGCCAAGCUCCCUCUGCUCUCUGAGAACUCUCCCCAAAUCCCAACUUAACCACAUCCUUUCCUCUCCCCUGCAAUAUUUCCUACCCCUGCCCCCUUGUUAAUUCAACAGCUCUCAUGUAGACCUCAGUGUCUCUUUUCUAUAACUGGUCCUGGUGGAAUCUGCAACUUGUCUUCUGGGUCCUGGAAAAUGUGAUGCUCUCAGCCUUUUGUGAGUGGACCCUGCUUUAUAAAUGCUCAGAACCAGGUUCUUGAACUGGAAAGGACCUUUGGGGGCAAUGAGUUCACUCUCCCUUCCCUGUUUCACAGAAAACAGAAUUUUGUUCCAGAGAAGAGGAGUGACUUACUCAAAAUCCCUCAGCCAGGAGGGGGUAUAGCUAUGAUUUGGACCCACUUCUGCAUCCAAGUUGAGGGUCCUUUCCAUAGUGCUAUACCCCAUCCCACUGGAAUGAGACUGCUUAUUUAAAGACAACUCAUCCCACUUUAUGAAAGGCUUCAUGCCAAGCUUUACCCUACAUAACAUCUUUUGAAGUACAGGUUCUUUGCAUAACAUGAGGCUACACAACCAACACAAGGUUAGCUGGAGAGGGACAUGUACAAAAUAUCUAUUUCCCAUCCUGCUCCCUGGUAGGUUUCCUUCUAGGUUGCCCUGAGAACCCUGCCCCUGAGCUAGGAAUAUUCUUGGGGCUUUAGCAAUAAGGAGAAACCUCAGCUCUGGGGAGCUUGGAAAUAUAGGAUUAAACACUUCAUACUGCAGGGACCAAAGACCAUGAAGUCCAGUUUUCAUUUUCACAGAGGAAUAAACUGAGCUCCAGAAAGGGCAGAACUGGGAACCAUGAAAAGGAAACUGGGUUUGGGGUCAGAGAACUUGAAUUCAAUUCCUCACUUUUCUAUUUUCUGGAUUGCUAAUCUUGGGCAAUCCUUUCCCUCUGUGUAGGCUUCAGUUCUCCUCUAUAAAAUGGGAGCUGAACUAGAUGACCUCUAAGGACCCAUCCAGCUUUUCUGUGGUCUUAACAAGGGUGGAAGGAGCCUAAAUUGAGUCAGAUACAAUUUAUUUCAUGAAAAGGUAUUAGGGUGAGUAUUGCAAUGAUUCUUUUGAAGCAUGUUCAGGGUUCCAUUAUGUAAAAGAAUAAGGGAAAGGGUGUUUCUGGGGGUGCUGGUCUUGUAUCUUUUCCUUCUUCCUGGAAUCUAUCUGCAUCUCCACCACUGAAAAUUCAAGUACUAGCAAGUAGCUGACAUCUUCUGUACCAGGUCUGAUCUGAGACAGCCAAUCCCAAUAUGUCUAUUCUGGGGGAGACAAGGAAAAUGAAAAUAGAGCCCCCAUCUGGAGCCCAGGCUCCUAAAAAAGUAGGUAAUUAAGCUAAAAUAAAUCCUAGAAUCUCAAAGCUUGAUAGACCCUCCAAAGUGUCUAAUCCAAUUAGUACCUAAACAAAAAUCCCCUCUACAAUAUACCCAAGUGAUCAUUCAGUCUCUGUUUGAAGGAUCCCAGUGACAGUGAGCUCACUGCAUUAAUAGUUGGCAAAUUAAUGACUUGCCCAGGAAAGAAGGCUUUCCCCCUUACCUGGUGUCUCAUAAUAGUUAGGGGCAUUUACACCCAAGUUCUGGACUCCUUCUAGUCUCCAGAUGGCAAAGGGGUGGGUUAGGUUGGAGUGUGUAGCUAGAAAGAAUUGACCUAUAAUAUACAUUCUAUCCCCAUGAAGCAGGCUCAGUUGGGUGAGGAUUCAUUCCUUCCAAGUCUCUCAUCAAACCAAGAAAGGGCUAGAGGCAACAAAGAACAAAUUUGAGGCUAGUUAAUGGGUCCUUUUUGUGAAGGAAGUGGGCUGUCUUGAUGAGGGUUACCAGUAACACCACUAGCAUCUUAUAAUCAUUUAGGAGAGGCUAUUUGUGUGGUGAAGAAAGCAUAGGGCUGGGAGUAAGGAGACCAGACUUCUGGUUCCAGGCUCAUCCACUGACUUGCUAUAUGACCUUUGGACAGUUCCUUUGCCUCUCAGAGCUUCAGACUCCUCUGUAAAAUGGUGGGAUUGAGUUAGAUCAGCUCUAAAAUCCCUUCCAUCUCUGACAUGAAAUGCAUCAACUGUGACACACUCUUUUCCAAAGUCCACUCCAGCUUGGACAAUCUAUCACUUAAAUGUCAGCCAAUCAAACAAAUGAGCAUUUCUUUGCACCUACUAUGGGCAUGGCUUAGGAGAUGCAAAGACAAAAGUGAAAUAUUCCCUGCCCUUGAGGAGUUUACAACAUAUGUGUAUAAAAUACAUAAGGAAAUUGGGGUGGAGAGAAAGGCACUGGCAAGUGAGGGGAUCAGGAAAGGCUUCAUAAAGAAGGCGGUGCUUGAGCUGGUCUUGAAGUUAGUCUGGAAUUCUAAGAGGAAAGGGGUGAGAAGGGAGUGAAUUCCAGGGUAGGAACAGUCUAUGCAAUCAUGGAGGUUUGGAGAUGGAGCGAACUGUGUGAGAAACGGAAAGGAAGCCUUAGAUCACUUGGAACUGAGCUAAGCCAUCAGUCCUGACUCAGAGGAUCUUGAGUCAAGCAUGUACUUGGGUGAGGAGGGGAAGGAAAAGAUGAUUCCACUUUGGUCAAAAGAGACCAAGAAGUCCUUUGUUGUAUUAAGAGGACCUUUUUGUUAAAGAGGGCAUGUGCCACCUGGCUCUGGAGCUGUCCAAGGUCCUGACCUAGCAUAUCCUUGAAUAAGUACCUGCAAUUCUCAAUAAAAAGAAAAGAUUGGGGGAAGAACACUGUUGAGAGGAGGCAGCCACUUGAACUGGGACCUGAAUGCCUACUGACUUUAUUGCCAAUGUGACCUAAUCACUUGGUUUAUCUGAGCCUCAAAUUUCCUUUCUUUGAAAUGGGAUGACAGGGCCAUUUUAGAUAUGGAAGGGACCUUGGACAUUAUCUAGUCCAAGCCCAUUAUGUUACAGAGUAGGGUAAUGAUUCAAUAAUUCAAUAAAUUUCAGUCUGCAAGUAUUUAUUAUACAUCUACCAGGUGCCAGGCACUGUGCUAGUCACUGGAGAUACUAAGACACCAAAUGGUCCAUGCCUUAAAGGAGUUUGAUAUUCUUCUGGGGAAGACAAUGUGGGCCCAGAUAAUUACAAGAUAAAUUAAGGAGGGAGAGAACACACCUCUGGGUAGAUAACAGAAGACUUCUAGAUGGAAGCAAAGGAAUUGAAGGUUUCCAAGAGGUUUUGAAGUGUCGGCCCCAAGAUCACACAAAUAAUAAAUCAUGUGAGUCAGGAUUGAAUCUAUAUUCCCAGACUUCUGGUCCAACUGCUUUGAACAGCAGCUGGCAUCAGUUCAGUUUGAUACUUGUUGCCAUUUACCUGAGUAAAUGGCACCUCAACUGUGAAGGGGACCCACCUGUGUUUUGGAUGUGUGGCUGGUAAGAGAUUACUAAUACCACUGUGGAUAUACUUCUAGCUCCAUCAGGACUAUCAUUUUACUUUGUGUAUGAUGAUGAUAAGGAUUGAAAGGCAGGGAGAAUAGGAAGAUGCAUAGGUUUGGAGCCUGGGGACCUGGGUUUCACAUCCCCAGCUCUGGUACAUACUUGUUUGCUACUAUGUGGCCUUUGAGUAAAUCAUCUAUCCUCUAUAGCCUUGAUCUUAAAGACUCAUUGAUUUAGAGCUAGGAGGAACCAUAGAGGUAAUCUAGUCAACCUCCUUACUUUAUAGAUGAUGGAACUGAAGUCCAGGCAGGUUAAGUGAUUUCCCCAAAGGCACACAGGGAAUAAGUGUCAGACCUCCUGGGUAAAAGCGAGGGACUUGGCAAGAUCAGGGGGUCUUAAUUUGAGUGAGGGAAAAGGGGCCAUUAAUGUAGAUGGGGAAAAUAUCACCUUUCUUUUCACUAAUUUCCAACUGAAAUUGAGCAUCUUCUUCAAUUAUAUAAAAAUAUGAUUCUGAGAAGGGGUCCAUAGGCUUCACCUGAUAGCCAAAGGGGUCCAGGACAGAAAACAGGUAAAAAAACCUGGACUCAAGGAUCUGUAAGAUUCACAAGUUGUUCAGUGUCAUGGGAAAACUACUGAAACAGUAGUCAGGGAAAUGGAAUAUGAAUCCAGAUUCACUCACUAGCUGUGUGACCUUGAGUAAGUAAUAACCUCUCUGGGUCUCAGGUUCCUUAUGUGCAAAAUAAGCAUGUUAGACAAGAUGGCCUCUGAGGUCCCUUCCAACUCUAGAGCUAUGAUCCUGUGAAUCGCUGCCUAAUCUCAUUCGAUUUCCCCCCACAAUCCUCUGAGGUCAGGGAUCAUCCUUCCCAUUUCAUAGAUGAGAAGACUGAAGCUGAGGGUGGGACAGGUAAAAGGGAUGACUGGUACAAAAUGGCAGGACUAGACCUGGACCCCAGAUAUCCUGAUUCCAAGUCCUUUCUCUUUGUACUCCACCAACACCCUUCCCUGUGCAGUGUACCUCCUUAUGCCUAGCUACCCACAAGUGUACCAGCCCUGUAUCUUGGGGUUUUCACUGGUCCCCUGGGGUUCAGCCUUGGUAUUCAGCAGUCUUUGAGUCUCCUAAAUAAAGAACUUGAGAGGACAUCCAGUUGGACCCUACAAAAUAGGUCUUUUGAGGGGGAGCAUGAGAAGACACCCAGGUAAUCAAUCUAUCCCCCCAAGCAGACUUCUGAGAAGACUCCCUCUACUCCGCCUCUUAUUCCUUGGCUUUACACCUGCCACAAUCACUGUCUAACCACACUGUGACAUUCAGUCAUCCAUCCUGCAGCUAGCAUCCUUCAAGUGCCCUGCCCCGUGUCCCUGAAGCCACAUCCUGCCCUCAAAAGAGGCAGACCUGGGCCAAAUGUGCAAUACAGUAUUGUAUCUCUUGCAGUGUCAGUGAUCCAUAUUUGUAUGUGUGUGUGUAAAUAUAAACCAGUUCCUGAUUUA